This is a messenger RNA of Leguminivora glycinivorella, 2050 nucleotides long. Its product is annotated as ubiquitin carboxyl-terminal hydrolase 7-like. Gene Ontology annotation, biological process: protein deubiquitination; regulation of protein stability. Gene Ontology annotation, cellular component: nucleus; cytosol. Gene Ontology annotation, molecular function: protein binding; cysteine-type endopeptidase activity; cysteine-type deubiquitinase activity. The record is from RefSeq and is a predicted model, not a curated record. Lineage: Eukaryota; Metazoa; Arthropoda; Insecta; Lepidoptera; Tortricidae. The transcript has 11 exons. Bases 80 to 1855 code for a protein of 591 amino acids.
AGAUAAAAAAUCACAAAAUUUGUAUUUAUAUUUUGAUAACACAAACAUGUUUUACCGUUUAAAAUAAGUAGUGCCUGAGAUGAUUGGGACAGGCAGUGCGGAGAAUGCUGCGGCCGAAGCACUAGCCACCGCUCCAGUCGAGCAGGUACAGGAGCUGGAAACGGACCUAGAGGCCAACAUGAAAAUAACUGUAGAAGACGAAGACGUAGCCAGGUCAGAAGCCACAUUUCGCUACACCAUAACCAACAUCAGUCAGCUCAAAGAACAAGUACUGUCCCCGCCAUGCUUCGUGCGGUGUCUGCCAUGGAAGAUCCUGGCUAUGGUGCGUCUCACCACGACCCCGGAUCGACAGCAACAGAAGGCACUGGGAGUGUUUCUUCAGUGUAACGGAGAGAGUGACUCGCCAGGCUGGUCGUGUUAUGGUCUCGGAGAACUGAAGCUGCUUACUUACAAGCCUGAUAAGGAACACUUAUGUAGAAAGCUGCAUCACAUGUAUCACUGCAAAGAAGAUGACUGGGGCUUUGGACACUUCGUUUCAUGGAAAGAAUUAAUGAAUCCGGACAACGGCUUCGUAAAAGACGACUCCAUCACAAUAGAAGCUCACGUGAUCGCGGAAGCCCCUCACGGCGUGUCAUGGGAUUCCAAAAAACAUACCGGCUACAUUGGUAAGAAACUACACGCCGGAUAUGUAGGAUUGAAAAACCAAGGCGCGACCUGUUACAUGAAUUCAUUAUUACAAACCCUUUUCUUCACGAACGUCCUUCGCAAGGCCGUGUACAAGAUCCCGACGACGGGAGAUGACAGUUCCUGUUCCGUGGCAUUCGCUCUCCAACGGGUGUUCUACGACCUGCAGUUCUCUGAUAAACCUGUUGCGACUAAAAAACUAACCAAGAGUUUCGGUUGGGAAACGCUGGAUUCAUUUAUGCAACAUGAUGUCCAAGAAUUUCUUCGGGUAUUACUAGAUAAGUUAGAAAAUAAGAUGAAAACGACAGUAGUUGAGGGAACCGUACCGAAAUUAUUUGAAGGGAAAAUGACGUCUUUUAUCAAAUGCAAAAACGUCAACUGCACGAGCACGCGCGUCGAAAGUUUCUACGACAUUCAACUUUGUGUUAAGGGGAAGAGCAACAUCUACGAGUCGUUCAAAGACUACAUCAGCACGGAACUGCUGGAUGGCGACAAUAAAUACGACGCGGGUGAGCACGGGCUGCAGGAGGCGGAGAAGGGCGUGCGUUUCGACGUGUUCCCGCCCGUGCUGCACCUGCACCUCAUGCGGUUCCAGUACGACCCGCUCACGGACGCUUCUGUCAAGUUUAAUGAUAGGUUCGAUUUCUACGAGGAGAUCAACUUGGACCCGUACCUGCAAGAGACUCCGCCGUCACCGGCGCACUACACGCUGCACGCCGUGCUCGUGCACUCUGGAGACAACCACGGCGGGCACUACGUCGUCUUCAUCAACCCUAAGGGAGACGGCAAGUGGUGCAAGUUCGACGAUGACGUGGUCUCUCGUUGUACCAAGCGGGAGGCCAUCGAGUACAACUUUGGAGGCAAAGAGGACGCACCGCAUCUAGCGCGCCGCGCCACCAGUGCAUACAUGCUCAUCUACAUACAGACGUCCCAGCUGAAAUACGUGCUUCAGGACGUCUCCGAGUCCGACAUUCCGGCCGACCUGUGCGAGCGAAUCAACGACGAGAUGCGAUACGAGAUGGUAAGAACAUGCGGCAGAAAAGUAAAAUGCAGGAAAGUCAAAUCUGACACAUCAGUCAGUUCAGCAAAGUACUACGCGAGGAUUUUCAACGCACUAAAACAGUUCUUCACUUUGCAGGCCCUAGCUGGCUCAAAGUAUAAAGGCAGAUAGUGAAGUCGUCAAGUUUUUUAAAUGUAGCGAACCUAUAUUUUAUAAAAGUUUACAAUACUUGGAAUGUUUGCUGAAACUGUGCAGUCUACUGAACUUGUAAAAUUUGAAUGUAGGUUAUUAUAAAUGUACGUAUUAUUUACCGUGUCUGUUGUUACUAUUUUUGUAUUGUUGGUAAUAAAAUUUGUUGCACCAUUA